GUAACGGUUUAAUAUUAUGGACGCAGUGCUGCUUAUGUUCGCACAAUCUGACACUUAUUUAUUAAAGUUAGCGAGCAGUUUUAAACAGCAGAAAUGGAUUAUGGACGAAAGAGAAAGCUGACAUUUAUUACAAUAGGACUGGUUUUCCUGCUGAGUGGAGUGGAAUACGCGGUGAUUUUACCUACAAUCUGGCGUUUCCUGCAGAUGCUGGAUGCUGCUCCGUAUUUUCUGGGUCUCAGUCUGUCAGCUUUCAGCUUCACUGGCCUGCUGUCAGGUCCAUUAUUCGGCUUCUGGUCCGACAGAACACACAGCACCAAGAAGAUCAUACUGUUUGCCAACUGCUUUGAAAUCAUCGGUAAUUUUAUGUAUUUUAUCGGAAUUUCCAAGUGGCUGUUGCUCAGCAGUCGUUUAGUUGCAGGAGUUGGGACAGGAGCCGGUUCAUCUAUUUUUGGUUUCUUGACGAGAAUCACAGCCCCUGAAGACCGUUCCACAGUGUUUGCUGCUGUCAUGGCCUGCAGACAAGUUGGCCUUCUGAUUGGUCCAGCAUUCAACAUUUUCCUCAGACUGUGUGACUUCCAGCUUGGACCGUUCGUGGUGAAUAAAUACACUGCUCCCGGGAUCUUCAUGUGUGCAUUGUGGCUGCUGCUCCAGCUCGUUGUAUUGCUGAUGUAUUGGGAUCUCAAAGGAAGGAACGAGGGAUCAGAAGAAGAGAAGGAGGAAGAGGAAGAGAGAUUGUUGGUUCAAACUAAUGCCCUCCCUGAAUCAUAUGGAACACUUCAUGACUCACCUGUAACGGAUCAGUCGAUCGCUAAUGGCAACUGUGCUCCGGCUUCACCAUCUUUUGAAAAGAUCCACUCCAACCCUUUCAAACACUUCAGUGCUGCACGAGAGUUUCUGAGAGAGGAGGUGGUGGUGCUGCUCACAGCUCAAUUCAUCACACUGUUCAACCAGACAGCACUGGAGACGAUGGUGACUCCACUGACGCAACAGUACUUUAAUUUUGGUGAGUUGGAGAACAGUGUGAUGUACUGUGUGUGUGGAGUGGAGGUGAUUGCUGGCUUCAUCUUCGUCCGCUGGCUCAGCAGGAAGGUGGAGGAGAGGGUGGUGCUGUCCAUCGGCCUCUUCCUCGCCAAUAUUUCCUGUGUCUGGUGUCUCAUCUUCCUCGCUAACCCUCAGGGUGGGUUUUCAUGGCAGUUAACAGAGUUCAUCAUCGGCGUGUUCCUGCAGGUGCUGGGGCUGCCCUUUAUCGCCGUCGCUCAGGUGUCUCUCUUCUCCAAAGUGACUGCUGAGAAAACACAGGGUUUCAGUCAGGGAAUUCGGCGCUCUGUCGGAGGUUUAGCUACUAUUCUUGGUCCAUUAUGGGCUGGAAGUUUGACCUCUAACCUUUAUGUGAUGCUUGGAGUGAUGAUGGGCUUACUGGUACUACUUACUAUUAUGAUGACCUUCUCGUACAACCGGCUGGUCGAUCACACUACAGUGGAGCACCCUGAGGAAUGAGACACGACUCACACAGGUCAGCCAACUAUAUACAGUAGAUCAGAAACUGUGUUUUAAAUACACAUUAGUUUGUAAGGUUUGAUUAUACUGACAUAAGAGUGUAUACAUAUUCACACUUUUCUGUACGUAGCUUAAUUAAAUAUGAACACAAUCCUCCAAGGAUAUAAAACUAAAAUUCUCUCCUGACAUUGUUUUAUACCUGGAUUUUUCGUUUGUAAACUUUGCAGAUAAAAAAAAAAAUAGUUUAAUCAUUUCAUCACAAAAUCCUGCCUGCAUUAUAAAUAUUUAAAAAAAAAAAAAAAAAAGUACAUUUCACAUGUGCAUUUUGACUCCUGACUGAGUCUAUUUGUUUUAUGCCAAAAAUCUUGUUUUGAUUUAAAACGUCGAACUUCUGACUACAGCAACUUGGCGUGUCCGUAUCAGUGAAAUGGAAUGAUUAAUUAGAGUGAUAACACAGUGAGACAGCAGAGAGGAAGGAAAAGCAAACAGGAGAUUCAGAUACAUUUCAGUCUGGCUCUGUGUUAAAUAACUUCUUAUUGAACCAUCAGAUUUUGACUGUUAUACUGAACUGCAUUCACAGGGCAUAAAAUUCAAAAGGAAAAGAAAUGUAAUGAGUUUAAAUUCAGUUGAAAAGCUUUAGAUUGCAAGCUGUAUGGAAUAACACAUUUAUUGAGAUAUUUAAUCUAUACCACACAACACUUUAUUAACAGAUGUAUGUUUCUAUACUUUAUGUAUAUAUUUAUUUGUUAUAUUAUCAUCACAGUUUAUUUAUUCUUAUAUAUAUAUAUAUAUAUAUAUAUUGUGUUCACAACAUGUAGCACUUUAUGGUUGUUUCUUUAUUUGAUUCAUAUGGGGGUUUUGUAUUUUGUGUGUUUUGAGGGGAGUUUUGUUUUGUGCUUUUGUUAUUGUACAUUUAUUUUUUCUGCUGUUUGCUAUUUUGGACUUUUUAUUUCUUCUUAUUUUUUUAUUUUCUUAUCUUAGUUACUGUAACAUAACUAACUUCUGUUCAUGUUUUUUUUUUAUCAUAUUAUUUAUUAUUUGUCCUCAGGAUGGUGUUUAAGAAUGAUGUUUAACACGCACUGCUUUUCAGU
Tachysurus vachellii is the source of this 2588-nucleotide messenger RNA. It is a transcript of the gene mfsd8l1, whose product is annotated as major facilitator superfamily domain containing 8-like 1. NCBI's taxonomy places the organism in Eukaryota, Metazoa, Chordata, Actinopteri, Siluriformes, Bagridae. The coding region runs from base 94 to 1497 and encodes 467 amino acids. Gene Ontology annotation, molecular function: transmembrane transporter activity. The transcript has 11 exons. Gene Ontology annotation, biological process: transmembrane transport. The record is from RefSeq and is a predicted model, not a curated record.